AUGGUCUCCAUCAAGUCCCUCGCUACCGCCAUCUACUCCCAGAACUGGGUUGACUUUGGCAUUGUCUGGGGUCUGUCGAAGCCCGAGCACGCCUGGGGAAACACGGUCGGAACCCAGGUCGGGUACACACCUUUGACCGGAAAGGAGGGUCUCGAAUACCCCUACACAUUCACGGCAGAUGUCGCCGUGCCCGAGGACUUCACCGGCGACUAUGUCCUCCGUGCUGCUAUUCCCCACCUUGUCGGUGUAAGCAUCCGGUCGGUCGACUUCACAAUUCUGAGCGCCAACAUCACCAUCUCCUAG
Messenger RNA from Diaporthe citri, 303 nucleotides. RefSeq lists its product as uncharacterized. NCBI's taxonomy places the organism in Eukaryota, Fungi, Ascomycota, Sordariomycetes, Diaporthales, Diaporthaceae. The transcript has 4 exons. The coding region runs from base 1 to 303 and encodes 100 amino acids. The record is from RefSeq and is a predicted model, not a curated record.